Ipomoea nil (Japanese morning glory) is the source of this 2260-nucleotide messenger RNA. RefSeq names its product protein DA1-related 2-like. The record is from RefSeq and is a predicted model, not a curated record. The transcript is spliced from 12 exons. Lineage: Eukaryota; Viridiplantae; Streptophyta; Magnoliopsida; Solanales; Convolvulaceae. Gene Ontology annotation, molecular function: ubiquitin binding. The coding region runs from base 458 to 2020 and encodes 520 amino acids.
CCGGCAACUUUCCCUUCAAAAAACAUUCAAGAACGAAGAAGCAGUAAGAAGAAAUUCUCGAUUCUUGAAUGUUUUUAGUACUGCAAACUCAAAUUUCCCAUCUCGAUCUCCAAUUCUCAGCCGUCCAAAUAUUCGAUUUGCAGUCUCAUCUUUUCCCCCAAAUUUCCCCUUUUCCAUCCCCAAUCCGCCUCAGCAGAUUCCCCAUUUAUAUUUCUCUGCACUUCUUUCCGCCAAGCCAAGAAUCUCUUCCACCCUCACAGAUUCUCUCUUUCUCACAAAACUUACCUUUAUCAACGAUGCCAUUGUUCUUCUCUCCUCCCCUUUCUUCCGUUCUUUUUCUCCCCACUCCCCCGAUUCCCUCUCCCAGAGUCCUUUUCGUUCCAUACUUGCCCUUUUCGGCUUCUCGUAAAACUGGAAAACCUUCCACUAUACAUAGAGCUCCACCCCCCUUGCCCCCAUGUCUUCUUCAACCAGUCUCAGCCAUCUCUCCCAGCCUUGCAUUUAUGCAGGGCACUCUGUUUCUCCCCGCACAGAACGGAAAUCCAGAUUUAUGAAAUGGUUGAGUAAGCUUUUCAAAGGCAGUUCUAGUAAGAGUGUAGCUAGUGGACAGCAGCCUCAGUUUCUAGGAGAAGAAAACAUGGUUUGGCGUACUCCAAUUAGAUCCAUGGACGAACGGUCUAGAGCCAAGGAAAGGGAGGAAUUGGAGCGUGCAAUUGCGCUUUCUCUGGCUGAAGGUUUGAAGAGGCCUAGUGGUAACAAUGGCUACAGAUGGAGGGCAGACAAUGAUGAAGAUGUAACAAGGUCACUUCGCGGCAAUGGGCUUAAUUCAUCAACACGUGGCAGUGGGCUUAACUCGUCAACAUUUCCCCCGUAUCCUCCUUCAUAUGCCCCGAGGGAUUAUUCUCCAAGAGGCUAUAGGGUAUGUGGUGGUUGCCACCGGGAAAUUGGCUUUGGCAACUAUUUGGGAUGCAUGGGGACUUUCUUCCAUCCAGAAUGCUUUCGUUGCCAUGCGUGUGGUUACCCUAUCACCGAACAUGAGUUUUCUCUGUCAGGGAAUAAGUCGUACCAUAAGUCGUGCUUCAAAGAACUGACUCAUCCUAGAUGUGAAGUCUGCCAUCAAUUUAUCCCAGCAAAUGGAUCUGGCUUGAUCGAGUAUAGAUGCCACCCCUUUUGGUCUCAGAAAUAUUGUCCUUCACAUGAGCAUGAUAACACUGCACGCUGCUGCAGUUGUGAACGAUUGGAGUCAUGGGAUGCGAGAUACGUAUCGCUUGGAGAUGGUCGGAGCUUAUGCUUGGAGUGCAUGGAAUCUGCUAUCAUGGACACGGGGGACUGCCAACCGCUUUACCAUUCCAUCAGAGACUUUUACGAGGGCAUGAACAUGAGAAUAGAUCAGCAGGUUCCUAUGCUCCUCGUCGAAAGACAAGCCCUAAAUGAAGCUAUCGAAGGGGAGAAACAUGGGUUCCACCACAUGCCUGAAACCAGAGGCCUAUGCCUGUCUGAGGAGCAGACAGUUAGCAGUAUACAGAGAAGACCAAGAAUGGGUGGCCGUGGAUUUGUAGGAAUGCGUACACAGCCUCAGAGACUACCUCGAAGAUGUGAAGUUACAGCGAUCUUAGUCUUAUACGGUCUCCCAAGAUUACUGACUGGCGCCAUUCUUGCACACGAAUUAAUGCAUGCCUGGUUACGUCUGAAAGGAUAUCGCAAUCUCAACCCUCAAGUGGAAGAAGGGAUUUGCCAGGUGCUUUCCCACAUGUGGCUCGAGUCGGAGGUGAUGCCAACCAGAUACAGAAAUAUGCCAUCGACAUCAACAGCUUCAUCAUCAUCCUCAUCGUCUUCUUCCAAGAAAGGUGGAAGGUCUGGCACGGAGAACAAGCUGGGCGAGUUUUUCAAGCAUCAGAUAUUAAACGACGCUUCCCCCGCCUAUGGAGAAGGCUUCAGAGCAGCUCAUGUAGCCGUGAACAAAUAUGGAUUAAGAAGUACCUUGGAACACAUUCGUCUUACCGGCACUUUUCCCAUAUAAAUCUGCCUUUUUCCCCAUCAUCUGCUCUUCUUUGGGCAUGUCAGAGAUCAUGGAAUACCCUUCAUUAUUUUUUGUCUGGGGAUUCAAGAAAACAGAUGCAGAAGUAUGCAGAAACUGCAGAAUCCUUUAAAAAAAAAGAACUUUUUUUUUUCGACGUAGAUGAUGAUGUUUGUUAAUACACAAAGGGAAUGAAAGACAGAUAUUGAUAUUAAUUUCUGGUUUAUGUGAUAUAAUAAUCAA